Molecule: messenger RNA, 1505 nt
Organism: Andrographis paniculata
Lineage: Eukaryota; Viridiplantae; Streptophyta; Magnoliopsida; Lamiales; Acanthaceae
Product: zinc finger protein WIP6
Exons: 2
Coding region: 221-1165 (314 amino acids)
Biological process (GO): regulation of gene expression; anatomical structure development
Cellular component (GO): nucleus
Molecular function (GO): DNA-binding transcription factor activity
Source: RefSeq, a predicted model, not a curated record
AUGUAAGGUUUGGUGCAGCGUUCUAUGCAUUCAUAAUUAUAUAGCAUUUGCAUUCGCACCCUACCCUUCUCUUGGCUUCCCCACCCUUCUCCUUCUUAGCAUCUGUCCCUUUGUCUCCUCCAAAUCCACACACAGCCAAAAUCCAUAUCCUGUUCAUACAUCUCCCCACUCUCCACGUGCACUCCUCCGAUCCUCAAACAAAAUCCCACUGGAAUUAUUCAUGAUCAAUCCGUGCUGCCCUCCAAAACCUCUCUAUGCACAUUCUUUGUUUGAAUCCUCUGGAAACUGCUGCACCCCCGCCAUUACCAUGCAAACUCACAACCCAUAUGUUUCUACCAGCGACAGCCUCUGCAAUUUCGGAGCUGAUGAAGAAGACGAUGAAUAUUGCUCCACUUUGCUGUCUCUUUGCCCUCCCGGUCAGCACCAGCGUCGGAAGUACAACCGGAGCUUCGCGGCGUACAAGCACGCCCAGAAUUUGGAAAACCCUAAUGGUGAGGAGGAAGAGGAGAACAAUGGUGUGACAGUGGCUCUCCAUAUUGGCCCACCGGAUGCUGCAGCUUCAGGGAACCCUAAUGAAAUGGCGGGUCUUGCACAGGGACAAUAUUGGAUCCCAACCCCGGCACAGAUCCUUGUUGGUCCCACGCAGUUUUCCUGUUCUGUGUGCAGCAAAACCUUCAAUAGAUACAACAAUAUGCAGAUGCAUAUGUGGGGGCAUGGUUCGGAAUACAGAAAGGGCCCUGAAUCUCUCAAGGGAACGAAGCCAGCGUCGUCAAUUUUGAGGCUGCCAUGUUACUGCUGCGCGGAGGGAUGUAAGAACAACAUAGAGCAUCCGAGGUCGAAGCCAUUGAAGGAUUUCAGGACGCUUCAGACCCACUACAGGCGGAAGCACGGAAACAAGCCGUUCGGGUGUCGGAAAUGCGGGAAGCCAUUUGCGGUGAGGGGAGACUGGCGCACGCACGAGAAGAAUUGCGGGAAGCUGUGGUUUUGCAUCUGCGGGUCGGAUUUCAAGCACAAGAGAUCGCUCAAGGAUCAUGUUCGGGCAUUCGGACAAGGCCAUGCCCCGCACAACGAAAAUUUGUACUCUUAUAGUGAUCACCAUGGCACGUUUGCAUUGGACGAAGAAGAACUCGAGGAAGAGGAGGAGGAUGACGAAGAGGGAAGCUAGGUAGCUGGCUAGGUAGGUAGGGAUCUUUUCUAAUUAAUUAGUUCCAGUGUCAAUUCUCUGUAUCUUACCAACUGGGGAUGAUUAGUGGUGACUGUUUUGGCACUUAGCGUGUGUCUGUCUGCGUUUUAUGGAGGAGAGUGAGAGAGGGGGAGAGAGAGAGGGAGAGGGAGAGGACAAAUAGGAUAGUGAAAGCCAUGGUCGUAUGCAUUAAUGUUAGAAGUGGCAGUUCAAUUAAUUACCAUCUGAUUAAAGCGAGAUCUUGAAUUCCAGCUCCGAUUCAAAUAAAUGGAAGAAAUGGAAGAGAAAGUGAGAGGGAGGGGAGUGCAUAUAUGAUUUAUGA